Phoenix dactylifera (date palm) is the source of this 1869-nucleotide messenger RNA. RefSeq names its product serine/threonine-protein kinase STY13-like. Gene Ontology annotation, biological process: signal transduction; protein phosphorylation. The record is from RefSeq and is a predicted model, not a curated record. Gene Ontology annotation, molecular function: protein kinase activity; ATP binding. Gene Ontology annotation, cellular component: cytoplasm. Lineage: Eukaryota; Viridiplantae; Streptophyta; Magnoliopsida; Arecales; Arecaceae.
UAUUAACAGCAGGGCAUGGCGGUGGGGAAGUAAUUUCUCGAGCAGCUGCAUCUCAGUCCGAGCUCCUCCAUCAAGGAAGUGGGAAGUCAAUCCUUUGGAAAUCUGCCCUUCUUCCCCCAGCCCAUGGCCAUGUCGUCCUGCUCCCGCUAGGAAGAAGGGUGGGAUUGGUGCUGCCGGGAGCACUUGGCCUUGUCGCAGGUUCUGGGCAUGGGGCGCGAUAAAAUUAUAGGAAGCCCGUGAUUUCUUGAGAGACGGGCUUUGGGAAAGUAGCCAUCGGAGGUUCAGGGCAUGUCUUGGGUUCUUGCAUCCGCCCUUCCUAGAAAACCAGAAUUGGAAGCAAGUGGAAGCCCUGCCCUACCUAUCUAUCUUCUGUUUUGUAUCGUAUCUGCUGCUACUAGUCCAUGUCCUUGUGCUGGUGUUUCUGUUGCUGCCGCGAUUUACUGGAGAGAUAGAUAGAUAGAUGUUAGAUCCUGUUCGGUUCUCUAGAGAUGGAAUCAGGGAAUGGGUUCGUCUCCGUCGACGGGCACCGCAUCGAUCCCAAGUGGCUCAUCGAUCCCAAGCAGCUCUUCGUUGGCCCCCGGAUCGGGGAGGGCGCUCAUGCCAAGGUCUACGAGGGGAAGUAUAAGAAUCAGAAUGUUGCUAUCAAGAUUGUGCAUAGAGGUGACACCCCUGAGGAGAAGGCGAAGAGAGAGGCAAGGUUUAUGAGGGAGGUGGCCAUGCUCUCGCGAGUCCAACACAAGAACCUUGUCAAGUUCAUUGGGGCAUGUAAGGAGCCUGUGAUGGUGGUGGUCACUGAGCUUCUGCUGGGGGGUUCGCUGCGCAAAUUCUUGCUGAACAUGAGGCCACGGAGCUUAGAGCCUUGUGCUGCGGUUGGGUUUGCGCUGGACAUCGCUCGGGCUAUGGAAUGCUUACAUUCACAUGGGAUCAUUCAUCGUGAUCUGAAGCCAGAGAACUUGCUCUUGACUGCAGACCAAAGGACAGUGAAACUUGUUGACCUUGGUUUGGCAAGGGAGGAAACAUUAACUGAGAUGAUGACUGCUGAAACAGGAACAUACCGUUGGAUGGCUCCAGAGUUAUACAGCACUGUUACACUAAGGCAUGGGGAAAAGAAGCAUUACAAUCACAAAGUGGAUGUUUACAGCUUUGCAAUAGUAUUAUGGGAGCUUUUCCAAAAUCGACUUCCAUUUGAAGGCAUGUCUAACCUGCAAGCAGCUUAUGCAGCUGCUUUCAAAAACACGAGGCCCAGUGCAGAAAAUCUUCCUGAAGAACUGGCUUUGAUCUUGACUUCCUGUUGGAAAGAAGAUCCAAAUUCCCGACCAAACUUUAGCCAAAUUGUGCAGAUGCUUCUACAUUAUCUUUCUACUCUUUCGCCACCCAAACCUCUGGUCCCUUCACAUGUAUUUAGGUCGGAGAAUGUAGUUUUACCACCUGAAUCUCCUGGGACAAGUUCGUUGAUGGCUGUUCGAGAUGGCAUGGGCGAUACCCCAAACUCCGAGAUGGAAAAUAAAUCAAGGGGAUUCUUUUUCUGCUUCGACCAGUGCUGCUGAUUGCCAAUUCAGUAGACCUUUGAAGGGCAACAGUUGCAUCCUGCUGUAGGCAAAUCCUACAUGCUGUAAGUUAUGGAUGAACGAGAAAAAUUUUUCCCUUUCCCAUCGCAUGAAGUUGUUACUUUUAUAUUUGAAGGCCAAUAACAUUACAUUUAACACCUAAUUUGAUAGUUGAUUUAAGAAGCUUGCUAAAGUCUGGGGAAAAGGCUGAAAUAAGCCUUGUGUUUUUUUUUUUUUGUGAUAAAAAAAACCUUAUGUUUGAAGUUACCGAGUUUCCAAUAUGAUCUGGGUAAACCAGAUAAUCUUUUCUGUCAGGUAGAAA